GAAAGCGCAUCGCUGACGGGAUUGGAUUGUCUACAUGAUCACAUCUAUAAUUGGAGCCUGCUCCUAGGUAGCUGUCAUUCAAUGAUAAUCACAAGGCCGUCCGUCCUUUUUGUCGUUGCCUGGGGGGCGCCGUCCGUAUCGGGAGUUCCAAGCUCCGGGUGCUGCUAUUUUUUUGGGCCAGCUUGCAUUCCCUCCACCGGGCUGCCAUUUCAACUGUACCAAGUACACCGUAACCUUACCCCUCGACACGGGAUAAGGCACAACGACCGCCUAUCGCCAGAGCCGCGCAUUCUCUCCCUCUCCACAUCCCACACAUCAUCUACGUCGACUCCCUCGCCUCCAGCGCAGCGCCUUCGCCCUCACUCUCAUCCUCCCGACGACUUCGCUGAAGCCAUCCAUCGCUACCAUGGCCAACGACGAGUAUGAUUUCCUCUUCAAAGUCGUGUUGAUCGGAGACUCUGGAGUCGGAAAAUCCAACCUUCUCAGCCGAUUCACUCGAAACGAGUUCAACCUCGACUCCAAGUCGACCAUCGGUGUCGAGUUCGCCACCAGGUCCAUCCAAGUCGACUCCAAGACGAUCAAGGCCCAGAUCUGGGAUACCGCCGGCCAGGAGCGAUACCGCGCCAUUACCUCCGCCUACUACCGCGGCGCUGUGGGAGCCUUGCUCGUUUACGACAUCAGCAAGCACCAGACCUACGAGAAUGUCACGCGAUGGCUCAAGGAACUGCGGGAUCACGCUGAUGCCAACAUCGUCAUUAUGCUGGUUGGAAACAAGAGCGAUUUGAGACACCUGAGAGCUGUCCCAACUGAGGAGGCCAAGUCCUUUGCUAGCGAGAACCACCUGUCCUUUAUCGAGACUUCUGCUCUCGACGCCAGCAAUGUCGAGCUUGCAUUCCAGAACAUCUUGACCGAAAUCUACCGAAUCGUAUCCAGCAAGGCGCUCGACAGCGGCGACAGUGCCCAGGCCACGAUUGGUGCUGGCACCAACAUCUCGCUCAGCAAGCCCGCCGAUGAUGAGUCGGCGUCGGGUGGAAAGUGCUGUUAAGUUCUCUUCGGGGACCGCUUCGCAACGGUUUAUAGGGCUUGGGGGUGGGAUACCAGGCGUCUCGUUUGUUCCCCGGAGAUGCUCGUCACAUAAGGAGAGACUCGAGGAGACGAGGAAUCGUGAUACGCCUUUUUUGAUAUCAGAAGGCGCGGUUACUUCGGCUUUCCUUUGUUCUUGUUUGUCAUGAUGGUUGUCUGGGUUGAUGCGUCCAACGAUCGCUGCGACAUGGUCAUCUUACGUAGCUGAAAUGAAUCCUUUAAUGCUCAUUCACAUGUACCUGCCUGCAUUCUGUUGACUUGCAGUGGUCUCCGUUGGGUUGAGAGGCACUUAGUACAGACCCCUCGCUCAAGGCUCUCAACAAACACACUCAGAGAGGAAUGCCCGGCGUGGUGGCGCCAGUCGCAUUUGCAGCUUCCAUCACUUGUAGCAUCUCCAAUGGACUCUCCCUGCAAGUUUCGGGCCACAUACCGGGCCUCCCGCCUGGGUCUUGACCUCGAUU
Messenger RNA from Ilyonectria robusta, 1544 nucleotides. Its product is annotated as ras family-domain-containing protein. Gene Ontology annotation, cellular component: recycling endosome. Gene Ontology annotation, biological process: exocytosis. Bases 407 to 1045 code for a protein of 212 amino acids. The transcript is spliced from 5 exons. NCBI's taxonomy places the organism in Eukaryota, Fungi, Ascomycota, Sordariomycetes, Hypocreales, Nectriaceae. Gene Ontology annotation, molecular function: GTP binding; GTPase activity. The record is from RefSeq and is a predicted model, not a curated record.